ACAGUGUUUACCAGGCCGAUAGAUUCAAGGGGCUGACAAACUGCAAACUGAAUACAGAUCUGUGAACGGAAACGGAAACCGGAACAGCACAUACGACACUUCGCGCGUUUGUCCAAGCUGUUGGCGCCACUGACACAAUCCACCGAGUACUGUCAGUGGUGGAAGCGUAGAGUUGGCUGUCGUAGUGUACAUUUCAGUAAAGUUGUCUUUUUGUAGCUAAAUCAACUCCUUACAGACAUGACGAAGCUAUCAGAGGGUGCGAUAGAGGCUCUAUCAAAUGGCACCGGUGGCAACGACGCAGUGCUUCAGUUGGUGAACAUCCGCAAGAUUGAUGGAGGAAGCGGUCUACCUCGCUUUCGGGUGAUGAUGAGCGAUGGACUGCACACACUGUCUUCCUUCAUGCUCUCAACGCAGCUGAACUUCAUGGCUGAGGAGAACAGACUGGCCCCAAACUGCGUCUGCAUUCUCAAGAAGCAUGUAACUAAUAUACUGAAGGAUAAACGACGGGUGGUGAUCAUCUUGGAAAUGGAAGUCAUCAAGAGUGCUGAAGAUGUUGCUGGAAGAAUAGGUGAACCCACUCCUUACACUGAGGGUCAGGGCAAAGGCUCGCAGUUGGCACCAAACCCUGAAAACCGCCCUCCACUACAGCAGCAAAAUAGAAAUGAAGGGAACAAAGGUUUCAAUAGAGACUUUGGGAAGAAGGCCCCAUCUGCUAUGCCCAGUACUCCAGGGGACAACUCCAAAGUUGUGCCCAUUGCCAGCCUCAACCCCUAUCAGUCCAAGUGGACCAUCCGUGCCCGUGUAACCAACAAGAGCAGCAUCCGUACAUGGAGCAACUCUCGUGGUGAUGGCAAACUCUUCUCCAUGGAGAUUGUGGAUGAAAGUGGAGAGAUACGAGUGACUGGUUUCAACCAAGAGGUGGACAAGUUCUUCAGCCUUGUUGAGGUUGGCAAGGUCUACUAUGUCUCCAAGGGCUCCUUGAAGAUCGCCAACAAGCAGUACACAUCAGUGAAGAAUGACUAUGAGAUGACUCUCAAUGGAGAGUCCAGCAUCAUCCCCUGUGAAGACGACUGUGAUGUUCCUGUGAUGCAGUGUGACUUUGUUUCUAUCGGUGACCUAGAGAACAGAGAAAAAGAUGCCAUCGUUGAUGUGAUCGGAGUGUGUAAGAGUGUGGAUGAAGUGACCCGCCUCACCACCAAGUCCAACAGAGAAGUGUCCAAAAGAACGCUCAACCUGAUGGACAUGUCUGGGAAGCUGGUGACUGUCACGCUGUGGGGAGAAGAAGCAGAGAAGUUUGAAGCCUCUGGACAGCCCAUUGUAGCCAUUAAGGGGGCGAAGCUUUCAGACUUUGGAGGCCGGUCCCUCUCUGCAUCCUUCAGCAGCACCCUGAUGAUCAACCCCGACAUCCCUGAGGCAUAUAAGCUUCGAGGCUGGUAUGACAAGGAGGGUCAUGCCAUGGAUGGACAGUCUCUGACAGAGGUGAAAGGCAGCGGGGGAGGACUAACCAACUGGAAGACUCUGUCUGAUGUUAAGACGGAGCACCUGGGACAUGGAGACAAGGCCGACUAUUACACCUGCAUAGCUACCAUAGUGUACCUGCGCAAGGAAAACUGCCUUUACCAGGCCUGUCCCAGCCAGGAAUGCAACAAAAAAGUGGUAGACCAACAUAAUGGCAUGUUCCGCUGUGAAAAGUGUGACAAAGAGUUCCCCAACUUCAAGUACCGCCUCAUCCUUUCAGCCAACAUUGCAGAUUACGCGGACAAUCAAUGGGUGACUUGCUUCCAGGAGAGUGCAGAGGCCAUCCUGGGCCAGAAUGCAGCUUACCUUGGGCAGCUCAAGGACUCGAACGAAGCUGCCUUUGACGAGGUCUUCCAACAAGCCAACUUCAACACUUUUGUCUUCCGUAGCAGAGUGAAGCUAGAAACAUAUAACGAUGAAUCCAGGAUCAAGGCUACAGUGAUGGAUGUGAAGCCUGUUGACCAUAAGGACUACAGCAAGAGGUUGAUCAUGAACAUAAGGAAACUGGCUGCUCAGUAGGAUCAUUUAUGCCAAGUAUUCUGAUUCUGCUUGGUUUUUCUUUUUUGUUUCUGUACAGUCAACAAACAGCUCUACAUGUAUGACAAAGUUUUGCUUACAAAGCAUUUGUGUUUAGUUUCCUUUUUUGGUCGUUUGUUUUUUUACUUCCCUGUGAAUGAGUUAUCCUCAAAGUCAUUGUUACUAUUCACUUUUCCUUUGUGAAAUAAUGAUUAGUGGCAUGAUUUAUUUUUGUUGGUGAAUAUAACGGACAGUGACUUUUUCCUUUUUUUUGUGAUAUGUGGGGGAGCAGAGAGUGGGUCAGUAAGCCACAAAAGAAAUCCUCACUGUCUGUCUUAAGUCAGCCAGUUGUUCUGUACUGUGGUUAUGUGUGGGUGGUGGCUGCUUUAAGCAGAAGACCGCUACAGUAGCUAGCACUCUUUUCACUUUCUGACAUGAACUCAAAACGGCUGGGCUGGACCUGCACAUCCCUGAUAAGACCGUUUACUCUCCCACUCUUUUUUGCUCCGUCUCUCACAUACUUGCAUACACAUAUACACAUGCACAGUGCAGACCUAAUGGGAAAUGUACUGCUGUCUAUUCAAGUAGAUACAAUGUGUUGUCCAUAUUUACAAUGCCUGCAACCGUUUUGUGUGUUGUGUUAUUCAGUUUUUUUGUGAUAAUUGUCAAAAUAAAGACGUUAUCAAGUU
This is a messenger RNA of Sander lucioperca (pikeperch), 2723 nucleotides long. RefSeq names its product replication protein A1 (gene rpa1). Gene Ontology annotation, biological process: DNA replication; telomere maintenance via telomerase; double-strand break repair via homologous recombination. Lineage: Eukaryota; Metazoa; Chordata; Actinopteri; Perciformes; Percidae. Gene Ontology annotation, molecular function: damaged DNA binding; single-stranded telomeric DNA binding. The transcript has 17 exons. Gene Ontology annotation, cellular component: nucleus; DNA replication factor A complex. The coding region runs from base 238 to 2037 and encodes 599 amino acids. The record is from RefSeq and is a predicted model, not a curated record.